AUGGAAUCAAAACAGGAAAUAAUAACAAUAAAUGGAAUAUCAACUCAUAUUUAUCAAUUAGGUGAUCCAUUAUUAUCAUCAAAAAGUAUCGUAAUCAUUCCAGGUAAUCCUGGCCUUGGUGGUUUUUAUCUUCCAUUUGCUCAUGAACUUUAUAAUUUAUUCAAUGAAAAUAUUUCAAUAUUGAUUAUAUCUCAAGCUGGUCAUAGUCCACCAUUGAAAUAUUGUUUUACAUUAAAUGAACAGAUUGAACAUAAAAUAAAAACAAUUGAAAAACUUCUUCCAACAGAUAAAAAUCAUCGGUUAAUUUUAAUUGGUCAUUCAAUAGGAGCAUUUAUGGUUUUAAAUAUGCUUGAAAGAAUUCAACAUAGAUUAGAUCGAGCAUUUUUUCUUUUUCCAACUAUUGAACGUAUGAGAGAAAGUGAUGCCGGAAAAAGUUUUGUACGUUGGUAUUCAACAAUGAUUUAUCUUUUACCAUUUUUAUGUUUUAUUAUUAAUCUAUUAAUUCCAUUAAAUUGGUUAAAAAGAAAAUUAAUCUCGUAUUAUUUUUCAAAUUCACCAUCAAGUGAUCGUUCAAUUUUAACUGAUACUAUUUUAUAUGAUUUAUUAAAUCCUGUAACGAUAAGAAAUCUUUUACAAAUGGCAAAUGAAGAAAUGUUCGUUGUUAAAAAACGUGAUGAUCAAAUUAUACAACGUUUCAUUGAUAAAAUAACAUUUUACUAUGGUGCCAAUGAUCAUUGGGUACCUAACAAUGUCGUUAAAGAAAUGAAACAAAUUUAUCCUAAAGGGGAUAUUGUUGAAUGUACUAAUAACUAUUCGCAUGCAUUUGUUUUAAGACAUUCGAAAGAAUUAGCUAAUUUUGUUUUCAAUAGAAUUCAUUGA
Rotaria socialis is the source of this 879-nucleotide messenger RNA. The record is from the annotation of a GenBank genome assembly. NCBI's taxonomy places the organism in Eukaryota, Metazoa, Rotifera, Eurotatoria, Philodinida, Philodinidae.